Eremothecium cymbalariae DBVPG#7215 is the source of this 639-nucleotide messenger RNA. It is a transcript of the gene RIP1, whose product is annotated as ubiquinol--cytochrome-c reductase catalytic subunit RIP1. The coding region runs from base 1 to 639 and encodes 212 amino acids. The transcript has a single exon. Gene Ontology annotation, biological process: mitochondrial electron transport, ubiquinol to cytochrome c. Gene Ontology annotation, cellular component: membrane. The record is from RefSeq and is a predicted model, not a curated record. Gene Ontology annotation, molecular function: quinol-cytochrome-c reductase activity; 2 iron, 2 sulfur cluster binding. NCBI's taxonomy places the organism in Eukaryota, Fungi, Ascomycota, Saccharomycetes, Saccharomycetales, Saccharomycetaceae.
AUGUUGGGCGUAAGAAACUCAUUUAACUGUUUGAAAAGUGCAUCGGCUAAGAGAUUGAUUUCCUCAUCAGCUGUUGCUGCUAAGUCUACUUAUAGAACACCAGAUUUUAGUGAUUAUUUAAAAGAGAAGAAUGAUGCUGACAAAGGUCGCUCGUAUGCCUACUUUAUGGUUGGUUCUUUAGGGUUACUAUCUUCAACGGGUGCUAAAUCUACUGUUGAGACAUUUAUUUCUUCUAUGUCAGCAUCUGCAGAUGUUUUGGCUAUGGCAAAAGUGGAGGUGAACUUGGCAGCUAUUCCCGAGGGGAAGAAUGUUGUCGUAAAGUGGCAAGGUAAGCCGGUCUUUAUCAGACACAGAACUUCGUCUGAGAUUGAAGAGGCUAGCGUGACUGCUUUGAGUGCUUUGAAGGACCCACAAGCCGAUGCUGAUAGAGUUAAGAAACCUGAAUGGUUGGUCAUGUUGGGUAUCUGUACUCAUUUGGGCUGUGUCCCUAUUGGUGAAGCUGGUGACUUUGGAGGUUGGUUCUGCCCAUGUCAUGGUUCACACUAUGAUAUAUCCGGUAGAAUUAGAAGGGGCCCAGCACCAUUGAACCUAGAAAUUCCACAAUAUGAUUUUGAUGGUGACAAGUUGAUUAUUGGUUAA